Molecule: messenger RNA, 471 nt
Organism: Plasmopara halstedii
Lineage: Eukaryota; Oomycota; Peronosporomycetes; Peronosporales; Peronosporaceae
Exons: 1
Coding region: 1-471 (156 amino acids)
Source: RefSeq, a predicted model, not a curated record
AUGCUUCUUGGAUAUGCUGAAAACGCAAAGUGGUAUCGUGGUUAUGAUUUGAAAUCAUCAAAAAUCAAGAUUACACGACUUGUUCAGCUUAGUGAGCAUGAUAUUGAACGAAAUUUACAACCAAACUUGUUUGGAAAACAAUCGGUUGCUCAUGUUUUCAAGGAAAUCAAUGAAGAAGCGACCCAUUUUCCUGCUGAGAGAACGCCGGUGAUAGACGAACCUAUGAACAGUGUUGAGAAGUCUACGCAAGAUAUUAAGAUGGACGAGGUCGAAUCAGAGCGCAAUAUCAAUCUUGAGCGACCUCUACCACUCGAAGAUCGGAUAGCAACUAGGCAAGAGCUAAAAGAAUAUCGCUCUCCGCGAAUAUUUGGGGGGAGUCGUUUGGUGUAUCGUCCGGGCACAGAGCAGUCAACGAGUUCUCGGGGGCUACCUUUAUUACUGGAAGACGGCUUGGAGAUGGAUGAUGAAUGA